GUCUCAGUGCUGUUAACGCCUGAUAUUAAAGGAGCAAUGGACAUCUUAGUCAAGAAAAGACAAGAGGCCAACAUCAAUACAAACAACAAGUUUUUCUUUGCCCGCCCAUCUGAAGACUCAUUGAAUCACAUUCGCCACUGGGGCUGCCUGAGAAAACAAUGUACUGGGCUUAAAUUAAAACAAUCUGAUUUGAUAACAAGUACCCACCUUAGAAAGUAUGUUGCGACGGUUUCCCAAGUGUUAGACCUCCAAGAAAAAGAGUUAGAUUGGCUGGCAAGACACAUGGGACAUGAUAUCAGAGUACACAGGGAAUAUUAUAGACUCCUCGAGUCAACCCUG
This is a messenger RNA of Porites lobata, 339 nucleotides long. The record is from the annotation of a GenBank genome assembly. Lineage: Eukaryota; Metazoa; Cnidaria; Anthozoa; Scleractinia; Poritidae.